CUCUCUUUUCUCCUGCUUGCUUUGUCCUCUCGUUCUUGUCCUAUCUUGCUGCGUUUGCCGUGCGCCUUCUUCUUCAGAGAUCUUGCGCUCUUGAAGUUCAUCUCUUACUCCUUACUCCUACUCGCCAUCAUGUCGACCGCUCACGUCCUCCCCCAACCCAAAUUCCUCCUCGGAAUCCGCAUUGCCCAGCUCGUAGUUGGCAUCACCGUUCUCGGCCUCGCCGCCUACGGUGUGACCGACUUCUCUUUCGAUGGCGACUCCCUCAUGCUCUUCACCGCACUCGCCACCAUCAUAAUCUCCAGCUACGUCCUUCUCGCCUCCCUCGUCUGGCCCAUCAUCUACAACUACUGGGCGCUCCUGGGUCUCGACAUUUUCUCCAUCAUCUUCUGGAUCAUCUCCUUCUCCCUCCUCGCCUCCGAGAUUGCCGACUACAGCUGGGCUUUCCACGGCGGCUUCUCGUGCGCCUACGAUGCUUUCACGGGGCUUUAUGAUUUGUGCGCGAGGAAGCGCGGGGUGCUGGGGAAGCGCGAUAGCGUGUAUACGUAUAGGAAUGCGUUGGCGGCGGCUUGUGGAUUAGGGGGGCUAGAAUUCAUCCUCUUCACAAUAACCCUCAUAUUCCUCAGUCUCCAUCUGCACCGCCACCGCAAGGCAGACGGCCACUGCACACCGUCCAAAGCUCCCGUUCCCGCCCCGCCUGCAGAGCCUAAAGACGUCGAGUUGCAGAAUGCGCAGGAGCCAGUUUAUUAUCCGCCGCCCGCGGAAGGGGAGGUUGCGUGAAUGAGUGAGUGAGUGAGCGAGCGAAGAGGGGCCGGGAGUGUGGGAAAGGUGUAAGUGUGUAUAAGCUAUAUAUAUAGCAUUCAGACCAAUUCCUGGGAUGAAGAUGAAGAAGAAGAUAGAGAGAUACCCCUGAGGCUGAAUAAU
Molecule: messenger RNA, 921 nt
Organism: Amorphotheca resinae ATCC 22711
Lineage: Eukaryota; Fungi; Ascomycota; Leotiomycetes; Helotiales; Amorphothecaceae
Exons: 3
Coding region: 130-777 (215 amino acids)
Cellular component (GO): membrane
Source: RefSeq, a predicted model, not a curated record